AUGGCGGGGAUGGAAGUUCAAAUCUCUACCGAGACUCGCGCGGCAUUAAAGGCGGACCUCACCUUACGGUGCGUGCUUCGGGCCAAGUUUCGUCAUGAUAGGUCCCGCCGCUCUGCAGAUGUCAUCCCCUGGGCACAGUCGCGUGUUGUGAGACUCAGCAGCGCCGUCAUCCAAGAAGUUGGGCAGCAAACGGCCGGUUUUAGCUGCGAUCAACGACUUACAACCGAGAUUUCCGAAAGCUUUCACUUGAAACGGCCAAUCCAUCUGAUCACUCAGAAGGGGAGCGGUUAUAUUAUGCGAAGGGACAAGCGGGCAGACGCAAGGGUGGCUGAACAGUACUUGGACAUGAGCAGCAUCGACAAAGGUCCACGGGCCUUCUUUUCUGAUUUAAAGCACCCGCCUUUUUAUGAUAAGAAUGGGCGACGCAUGGAGAACUGGGAGGAGGUGAUGGCUGACUCGCCGGAAGGGAGUGAGCCAGAAGAAGAGGACAAAUCAGACAACAACAUUAAGGGCAGCGAACAGGAUAAGCUGGCAAAAGAUAGUGAUUUGAAAUAA
This is a messenger RNA of Penicillium alfredii, 555 nucleotides long. RefSeq lists its product as uncharacterized. NCBI's taxonomy places the organism in Eukaryota, Fungi, Ascomycota, Eurotiomycetes, Eurotiales, Aspergillaceae. Bases 1 to 555 code for a protein of 184 amino acids. The record is from RefSeq and is a predicted model, not a curated record. The transcript is spliced from 2 exons.